Tremella mesenterica DSM 1558 is the source of this 1329-nucleotide messenger RNA. RefSeq lists its product as uncharacterized. Lineage: Eukaryota; Fungi; Basidiomycota; Tremellomycetes; Tremellales; Tremellaceae. The transcript has 7 exons. The record is from RefSeq and is a predicted model, not a curated record. The coding region runs from base 1 to 1329 and encodes 442 amino acids.
AUGCGACUCCCCCCUUUGGCCCUGGUGGCCCUUCCACUAGUCUUAGCCUAUUAUCCUCGUCCGCAAAGAUUACGUCCCACUUCUGUACCUACUCAAAACUCACCAGUCAAGAAGGCUGAUUUGCCAGCAGAAGGAUUACAUCAAAAUGUAUAUUUAGUAUCGGCAAGAGAUUAUUUAUGUUUGAGUCCUUCCAAUAUGACUUUAGAUUUGUCUACUGUGUUAUCGACUUCAUCUACGUCGUCUAGUGUGCCUAUGAGAGCGAGGGGGAACGUACCCACUUCGGCUGUGAGGGCAAGCCGGGAUUAUCCCUCCGGAUCAAAAGACGAAGAUGGGAGGAGUGUUAGGGAAGGGAGUGAUAGAGUUUUGAAGAGAGGAAUCGAGGAGAGGGAUAGUUCGGUCAGAGGAAAAGAAAAGAGAGAUGGAUCGAUAGGAUUAGAAAUGACUAAUACUUCCAAUAUGUCUUACGUACCUGGAACAGUGGUGAAUAAAGUCAAUUGCACACAAGCGCAAACAUGGGAUAUAUCUUUCAACCAAGCUGGGAGUAUCACGUUGAGUGGGACGGAGUUAGUUUUGGAAGGUGAAGUCGGGGACUUCGGAAGGUUAUUCCUGAACAAUGUAACAAACUCGACGGGACAAAAUUGGUUUUGGACCCGAGACGAUCAUAUCGCUAUUGUUGAUGCUGGUAAAUGUUUAGAUGAUGGGGAUGGGAAUGUUGAGGUAUAUACAUGUUAUGGGAAUAAUGUUAAGCAAACUUGGAUUGUGGGUGAUUUAGAUACUGCUAAUCAAGCUCCAAUUCGAGAAGGUCAAGGUCAAAAUACGAUUUGUACGGAUAUUCCACCUGGAACACCGAUGAAUGAUACUCAAGGUGAUUUCAGUAGGAUUCAUCCUUGUCAAAGAUCUGAUCUCUGCGUUUCCGCCCUUGAUUGUCAACAGGUUAAUGGAACUUUGAAUUGUCCUUCUUUGGGCGUGACAUACUGUGUCAACGCAACCGAUCCAUCUGCAAUGUACCAAUUCUUCGAUCUAACAACCAUUUCAAACGGUUCAAACCCAUUGACAAUGUCACCAUCUGAUUCAUUCACAUGUUGGAACGCAGGUCCUAAUCCUCAAACAGGAGAUCAAGUAGGGAUAGAUAGUUGUCAGUUGAAAGGGAGUGGAAUGGAGAAUUGGGAAUAUACCGAUGAUUUACAUUUAGCAACUACUGGUGAUCAAUGUCUCGCUGUCAUAGAUGGUUCAACAGGAAAGAACACAACACCAUGGAAUAGUUUAUCAGAUCUUCAAUUAACAGAAUGUGAUCCGAUUGAUCAACAUCAGAUGUUCCUCACUCCAUGA